Messenger RNA from Penicillium angulare, 1194 nucleotides. Its product is annotated as ankyrin repeat domain-containing protein. The transcript is spliced from 5 exons. Bases 1 to 1194 code for a protein of 397 amino acids. Gene Ontology annotation, molecular function: protein binding. NCBI's taxonomy places the organism in Eukaryota, Fungi, Ascomycota, Eurotiomycetes, Eurotiales, Aspergillaceae. The record is from RefSeq and is a predicted model, not a curated record.
AUGAUCCCAGGACUGACUUUGUGCUUUCGAGGAUCCAUGUGUGGUGUUCUUGAGACACGGACUCUGGUUUCACAUGCAGACUUCUGGCCGGGGUUCUCCGAAGUGUCAAAGGACUGGGUCCUCCAGAACUGGCAUCCUAAUGUUUUCCGAACUUCCAACAGAGCUUUUGUUCUGGAUUUGCAGAUACCUCCAAACGAAUCACAUCCUGAACUUAUGCUUGAUAUGUCGCCGAACCAGUAUCAUUUCACUGAAGCGCUCUUCCGCUCCCUUUUGGUCGAUAAAGUCCCGCCGCUUUUUCGUGCCGUGGCGGCCCAAAGAUUGGACAUAGCAGCGCGAUUCAUUGAAGAAUACCACCUAAAUAUUGACUCUGAAUACGCAGGGAAGAAUGUGCUUCUUCUUGCUAUUGACCUACAAUACCCAGAGGCCGUGGGUCUGAUACUCGAAUAUCAACCUAAUCUUCGCUACUCUUACGACUUUGGCGGCCGAGGCCCGCUAUCACUAGCCGUGAUUGACGAAAACGCUGCUAUUGUUGAGCGCCUUCUUCAAUAUCAAGAGAUUGAUGUCAACGAUCGAUGCUCGGAUGGACAUUCUGCGAUGGUGUACGCGGUCAAUCGUCGCGAGUAUUACAUUUUAAAUCUUUUGCUGGAUGAUUGUCGAGCGCACGUCAAUAUCACGGAUCAUCUCGGCUGGACGCCACUACAUUAUGCAAUUUUUGAGAAGAACCAUAUUGCAGUGGAGAUGCUGGCGACGCACGCGGGAAUCAAUGUUCACCGCCAAAGCUCACAACAUGAUCCGCCUCUUGUGUUGGCCCCGGGUGUGUGCAUCAAUGCCCAGACAACACAGGUCGUGCCUCCGCUUUGGUUCGCAAGCCGCGCAGGCAACACUCCCGCAGUGGAGGCACUCCUUCGUUUGGAAUCAGUCAAGGUCAACCAGAAAAGCCCUACUGGAACUACACCCCUCCAAGUCGCUGUUGUAUUCUACAAGUUGCCUGUUGUUUUCGCUCUCCUCCGACAAGAAAACAGAAUCUACAUCAACGCCCGCGGUCGUCAACAAGGGACUGCGGUUUUCUUUGCCGCAUCCACUGGGUGUGUCUCGAGGAUCCACAGCCCUGGGUUCACGGAAGAGGCAGAAGUGUUGUUUGGAACGGGGUUCGUUAAACAGAGGUACCGGAUUGACCUUCUAGUCUCAAGCUGA